Messenger RNA from Prosopis cineraria, 1362 nucleotides. RefSeq lists its product as uncharacterized. The record is from RefSeq and is a predicted model, not a curated record. Bases 255 to 1169 code for a protein of 304 amino acids. The transcript is spliced from 10 exons. NCBI's taxonomy places the organism in Eukaryota, Viridiplantae, Streptophyta, Magnoliopsida, Fabales, Fabaceae.
UAAUUGGACAAUAUCGUGUAGAAUCCUACUAACAAGCUUUGUCAAUUGUCAUCACUGUCAAAAACUAUAGCUAAAGCAGUUUUCCUGAGCCAAGGUCAGGGAUGCGAUCACGAUAUCACCGUUGAGACAUGUCUGAUAAUAUGCCGUCGGCUCAUUGGUUCGUUAUUAUUUAAAGCCCAAUAUCUAUGAUCGGCGGAAUUUCAGUGGCCGUCACUCAUCUGAACUGGCUUCCUUGGUGACACGACAAGGAUAUAAUGGCUUCGCUUCCUUUCCUUCCGCCCCUAUCCAAAUUGUGCUCCCCUCUUGCCCCCCUUCCUCGCCGCCUUUCUCGACGUAUCUCUUCCUUUCCCUCGCCUACUUUCACACCCGGCAUCAGCCCCUUCCUCUCCAAAUCCUUCGUCAUCCGUUUUGCUCUAUCUGAGUCCGAUACUCCCAAAUCCUUAGGACCUGACCCUCAAUCUCUCCUCCAAGAAAUCGCUGACAGUUUCGAUCUUUCUUCGGAUUAUUUUGCUCAGCUUCCACGCGAUCUUCGAUUAGAUCUCAACGAUGCCGCUUUUGACCUUUCGAACGGACCUAUCAUGGAUGAGUGUGGCCAAGAGCUUGGAGAGAUAUUACUUAACCUUUCUCGGGCAUGGGAACUUGCUGACACAUCAAAUUCCCACUCCUUGGUUAGCAAGCUACCUUUGUUGGCGGACACUUUGACAGGCAAGACCAGAUCAGCACUUGGCAAGCGAUUGUUGUCUGCUGGAAGAAGGUUUCAGUCUAUGGGAAAAUAUGGCCAAGGUGAGCCAGAAAAGAUUGCAAGAGCGAUGAUUACAGCUGGGAGGAAUCUAUGUGACACUUCCACAUCUGCAAUAACAGGUGAACCACCGAAGGAGCAAGCUAGAAUGCUGAAGUUUGGAGAAUUGCAGGUUGAAUUAACACCAAAUAAAGCCAAUAUUGGAGCGGCAAUUGGUUUUGUUUUUGGGGUUCUUUCAUGGGAAAUAGCCCAGGGAAUUCAAAGCAUUCCUGAGAGUUCUUUGCAGUAUGCAAAUGAGAAUGCUUUGCUGCUAGCUAAGUCUUUGAGGGGGGCAGUGCUUGCUCUUUUCUACUCGUCAACGUUCUUGUCUGCAUUUACUUCAGUGGGACUUGUCCUCCUCGGGAUCCAGAUCAAAUCCAAGAAAGAUUGAGUUUAUUGGGGAGUCCUUCCCAGUUUUGCUUGUGAAUGAUGUUGUAUGUGCAUAGCUUAUCGUGAGAAGUACAUGCCAUCAUAGUGAAGGACCAGACUUCGUCUCAUGGUCCCAGUAUGUUGUCCACCCAGUCACAGUAUAUAAUAAUUGUGGGACAUACAUAUUAUAUAUGGCACGUGACCAGUUUGGCGCU